GAUAAAUGUAAAAUUAUGCUUGAAACUAGAUAUUUAUAUUUUAUAAGACUUUAAAUUAAAGAGUCAUUAUGGAUAAAUUACAAAAAAGUAUGGAAAUGAAAACUAAAGAUAUAGAAAGCUGCAUUUGUGGAAGACAGGAAUUGUUUAGGGAUAAUGUUUGUAAAAAAAUAUCUUCAUUAUCUGAGUUAACCUAUCAAGAUCUUUUGAAGAAAGCUCAAGAAUAUCGAAGUUAUAACAUCAACUUGCUAGAAAAAAACAGAAAUUUGCUUCUAGAAUUACAAGAAUCAAAGAAAUUGUUACAAAAAAAUUUAAAAAUUUCUUCAUCCAAUAAAGACCCAAGUGUAAAUCUUUCAAAUGAGUCAAAUGCAGCUUGCACUUGCGAGGCUAUGAAUAAGUUAAAGCAGGCUAUUGUGAUUAAUCACAUGUGGCAGAAUGAUUAUAAUAUGCUGAAAGAAGAUUUAGUAAAAGCUAACAUUUUAUUGGAAGAUUAUAGAAGUCAAAUUACAAGUUUAAAAAGUAUGUUGAAUGGUUUGCAAGUUAAAAGCUCGAACAGUUCAAGUUUGAAUUCAGGAUUUACAAAUGAUGAUGUUGAAGCAUUCAAACAGCAGAUGCUAGUUUACAAAGAAGAUUAUGAUGCAAGCCAAGUUGUUAUUUCAAAGAUGCAACAGGAGCUCUCUGUAAUGAAAAUUGAGUUGAACCAAUCUCAGGAAUUUACGAAAGAACUCAUGCGUAAAAAUGAAACAGCCAAAAAUAAUUUUGACAGAGUUAAUAUAGAAAAUGUGCAUAUAUUAUCUCAACUUCGUAGAUUGACCUCACAAUCCCUCCCUAUAAAAUCAGAAGAGAAAAUAAAAGAACAUUUUAAAAGUCCAUCCUCGCUAUAGGGUGCAACUUUUACUGUUUUUUAAUCUUACAAUUAUGCAGUACAUAAUUGUCUAAUAUCAAGAAGUUUAGCACUUGAAUAGUAACAUCAAGUUUUGUUACUUAUACUUUUUUGUUUAUAUAGUCUUGUGUUUAUAACUGUAGAAAUUCUUUUUUAUUUCUUUAUCUAUUUUUUUUUUUUUUUUUAAUAUAUAAAAAAAUCAAAUAUUGCUUUUUAUUUUAAUUUCAAAAAAUAAUUUAUUUAUGAUCUUUUAUGAAUGAUAUUUAUAAAAUAGAUAUAAAAAUUGAUAUAACAUAUAUUUAUUCCUGAAUUUUAU
Messenger RNA from Hydra vulgaris (swiftwater hydra), 1196 nucleotides. RefSeq lists its product as uncharacterized. NCBI's taxonomy places the organism in Eukaryota, Metazoa, Cnidaria, Hydrozoa, Anthoathecata, Hydridae. The record is from RefSeq and is a predicted model, not a curated record.